Molecule: messenger RNA, 987 nt
Organism: Ylistrum balloti
Lineage: Eukaryota; Metazoa; Mollusca; Bivalvia; Pectinida; Pectinidae
Product: 17-beta-hydroxysteroid dehydrogenase type 6-like
Exons: 4
Coding region: 1-987 (328 amino acids)
Source: RefSeq, a predicted model, not a curated record
AUGGAGGCUCUCACACUCUUCAGCUAUUCUCUUCUCUUUAUGACGUGCUAUGCGCUCGUUAAAAGGCAAUUUCGCCGAUUUAAAAUCGCGAAGAAAGAUGAUCUUUAUAUCAUGAUAACAGGGUGUGACUCUGGCUUCGGUAACCUACUAGCAAAAAAACUAGACAACCUCGGUAUGAACGUAUUUGCCGGCUGUCUUACAAAAAAGGGAAGCGAGGAUCUGAGAAAAGCAACAUCUAACAGAGUUGUCACCAUCGACCUCGAUGUUACCAAUAACGAAAGUAUCACUAAGGCUUACGAGGAGGUGAAGAACAGACUUCCCCGACACAAAGGUCUAUGGGGCCUUGUUAACAAUGCUGGUGUAUUCGGGCAGAGUUGUUACGUUGCCGCCGAUUGGUUAAACAUCGAAGAAUAUAAAUCUGUGAUGGCUGUCAACUUAUACGGAACCGUCGAAGUGACGAGGAUAUUCCUGAAUUUGAUCAGGAAGGAGAAAGGUCGAAUUGUCAACACAACAAGCGUGUCGGGUAGAGUGGCUAUAGGCGGUGCACCGUAUGUUUGUUCUAAAUACGCCGCGGAGGGUUUUGCUGAUACUUUGAGGACAGAACUUUGGAAAUCGGGUGUCUCCGUCCAUAUAAUUGAACCAAGUGGUUACAAAACUAAUUUCUGUUCCGGAGAGGGUAUUAUAGAAAACAUAUGGAAAUGUUAUCGGGCACUUGAUCCGGAGAGAAUGGCAUAUUACGGAGAAGAAUUUGUUCGAAGAUUAACGACGAGUCUGGAUUUCGAUGGCAAUAUGUCUUCAAAUCUGAACGAGGUGAUUGAAGCUUAUACGCAUGCGCUGACUGCUCGCUUCCCUAAGGCCCGUUACGUGGUAGGAUGGGAUGCCAACACACUCUACCGAUUUCUAUGGACAGCCCCGGAAUGGUUGUGUUCGUUUCUUCUCAGUAGAUCAUGGCCAACUCCUCAAGGUGUGAAAGUACAACAUAGAUGA